CAAAGGUAUCUUAUUCAGCCAGUACUUAGAAUCGCCUUGGCAGUUGAUGAGUGGACAUUAGAACGCUUAUGAUGGGGUACAGCUCAUGGGAAGAAAAGGCUUAACUGUAGCAACCUUCUCUGUCAAGAAUAGUGACAGGUCCUGCUUGAGGCAGGUUUGCCUAGUUGGCUUCUUUGGAGUCUUUCUCUGAGCCCUCUCAGCUGCUGGCCUUCAGAUACUGAAAUUGAACCAGACACAGCCAAGUGUGUGCCCUUUUAGGAGCUCCAGCAGAGCCAGAGGCGACAGGGCCACCAGCAGCGGUGACAAAUUGAAGACUUCAAUCAAAGGCGGCGGCCGGCGGCUCCAGUUUGGGCAGCGGCGGCGGCUUCUGGAGUCCCGCGGCGAAGAUGCUCAAAGUCACAGUGCCCUCCUGUCCCUCCUCGUCCCGCUCCUCGGUCACCUCCAGUACUGAGAACCUCGUCCCGGAUUACUGGAUCGACGGCUCUAACCGGGAUCCCCUGAGCGAUUUCUUCGAGGUGGAGUCAGAGCUGGGACGGGGUGCUACAUCCAUUGUGUACAGAUGCAAACAGAAGGGGACCCAGAAGCCCUAUGCUCUCAAAGUGUUAAAGAAAACAGUGGACAAGAAGAUCGUGAGAACCGAAAUAGGAGUUCUCCUGCGUCUCUCACACCCAAACAUCAUAAAACUCAAGGAAAUAUUCGAAACCCCCACAGAAAUCAGCCUGGUCCUUGAGCUGGUCACGGGAGGGGAGCUGUUUGACAGGAUUGUGGAGAAGGGGUACUACAGUGAGCGCGACGCGGCGGAUGCAGUGAAGCAGAUCCUGGAGGCUGUUGCUUACCUGCAUGAAAAUGGGAUUGUCCACCGUGAUCUCAAACCAGAGAAUCUUCUCUACGAAACUCCAGCCCCUGAUGCACCACUCAAAAUUGCUGAUUUUGGACUUUCUAAAAUUGUGGAACAUCAAGUGCUCAUGAAGACAGUGUGUGGAACCCCAGGGUACUGCGCACCUGAAAUUCUCCGAGGCUGUGCCUAUGGACCUGAGGUGGACAUGUGGUCUGUAGGAAUAAUCACCUACAUCCUACUUUGUGGAUUUGAACCAUUCUAUGAUGAGAGAGGUGACCAGUUCAUGUUCAGGAGAAUUCUGAAUUGUGAAUAUUACUUUAUCUCCCCCUGGUGGGAUGAAGUGUCUUUAAAUGCCAAGGACUUGGUCAAAAAGCUCAUUGUGUUGGAUCCCAAGAAACGGCUGACUACAUUUCAAGCCCUCCAACACCCGUGGGUCACAGGUAAAGCAGCCAACUUUGUCCACAUGGAUACUGCUCAGAAGAAGCUUCAAGAAUUCAAUGCUCGGCGCAAGCUUAAGGCGGCAGUGAAGGCUGUGGUGGCCUCUUCUCGGCUCGGAAGUGCUAGCAGCAGCCACAGCAGCCUCCAGGAGAGCCACAAGGUCAGCUCGGAUCCACCUUCAACCCAUGAUGCCAAGGACAACACCGAUCUUCUGGGAAAGAAAAUGCAAGAGGGGGACCAAGUGGCAGCCGAGGCUACCACUGAGGAGCUGAGGAAGCUGCAGUCGGAGGAGGUGGAGGAAGAUGCAGGUGUAAAAGAGGAGGAGACCUCCAGUAUGGUGCCUCCAGAGCCAGAGGAUGGGCUGAACACAGAUGACCCGGAAAUGAAGAGGGGAUCAGGGGAGAAGCUGAAGAGUGUAGAGGAAGAAAUGGACCCCAAAGCUGAGGAGGAAGUCCUUGCCUUGGAACUUGGGGUUCCCCAGCAGGAUGCGACUCUGCCAGAGUACUAAGCUGGCUUCCUUUAGGUCCAGAAGCCAACCCCAGCAUUUUAUGUCCUUUGUCCUGCAGCGAGGUGGGGAAGCAUGAUAUGCACUAUAGUGAUUCUGUUUUGAGGUGCAAAAAAAAAAAAAACCCAUAUAUACCAGUUGGUAACCCUAA
Messenger RNA from Arvicanthis niloticus (Nile rat), 1932 nucleotides. It is a transcript of the gene Camk4, whose product is annotated as calcium/calmodulin dependent protein kinase IV. NCBI's taxonomy places the organism in Eukaryota, Metazoa, Chordata, Mammalia, Rodentia, Muridae. Gene Ontology annotation, biological process: protein phosphorylation. The record is from RefSeq and is a predicted model, not a curated record. Gene Ontology annotation, molecular function: protein kinase activity; ATP binding.